This is a messenger RNA of Fusarium redolens, 495 nucleotides long. RefSeq lists its product as uncharacterized. The coding region runs from base 1 to 495 and encodes 164 amino acids. NCBI's taxonomy places the organism in Eukaryota, Fungi, Ascomycota, Sordariomycetes, Hypocreales, Nectriaceae. The record is from RefSeq and is a predicted model, not a curated record. The transcript has 2 exons.
AUGAUUCUCGAAAAGGAAUUAGGCGCCCUUGCUUCUCGCGCCGAGGGCAUGGGUCUCACGCGAGUGCUCCCGAGAGAAGCCAAGGAAACAUGUCGCAAUGAUCAAUUCUCGAAUACCUGUGAAAAGCCCGGUAUGAGCACAGGCGAGAUCCUACUAAUUCUCUUCAUCGCUAGCACCGUCGUAGCCCUUGGCGUCGUCGCUCUGCUAUGCGUUCUCCAUCGUCGUCGCAAACGCCUAGAUAAACUCGAAGACCCGAAAGAUUUCCAAGAACUCGACGACUACGGUGUUGCACCGAUUAAGCAAAAACCCGCAAAUAUGCCCCGAGCACCACCGCCGACGUAUGAACGAUCACAGGACAGGAAGGAAAUGAAUACGGCUUCGCCUGCGACUACGAAUGAGAAUUGGGGACGGCAGAGGGACUCGACUGAUUCGUUGACGCCGUCGCUUCGGCAAGCUAUGGGGGUGACGCCCCGUGACACAUUGGCCAAUAGCUAG